Sphaeramia orbicularis (orbiculate cardinalfish) is the source of this 7395-nucleotide messenger RNA. It is a transcript of the gene sik3, whose product is annotated as SIK family kinase 3. Gene Ontology annotation, molecular function: tau-protein kinase activity; ATP binding. The coding region runs from base 5 to 3865 and encodes 1286 amino acids. The transcript is spliced from 26 exons. Lineage: Eukaryota; Metazoa; Chordata; Actinopteri; Kurtiformes; Apogonidae. Gene Ontology annotation, biological process: microtubule cytoskeleton organization; intracellular signal transduction; protein phosphorylation. The record is from RefSeq and is a predicted model, not a curated record. Gene Ontology annotation, cellular component: cytoplasm.
GAAGAUGGCGGCCGUGUCAAGCGGAGGUGCUGCUGGGUCUGCUGCGGCCGGGAUUACGCACUCUGCCCGACCGACCCACGCAGUCAUGGGCUCACAGAACCGAGCCCAGCCAUCCUCCGGCAUCAGCCACUCCAGUCGCACCAGCACGGCCACUGGGUGCAUCACCAAUCCUGGCCACACUUCGGCCACCAGGCCCCCCCCAGCCCGUGUGGGCCACUACGAAAUCGAGCGGACCAUCGGCAAGGGAAAUUUCGCGGUUGUUAAACUAGCCACACACAUCAUUACCAAAGCGAAGGUGGCUAUAAAAAUAGUGGAUAAGACCCAGCUGGACGAUGAGAACCUGAAAAAGAUCUUCAGAGAGGUGCAAAUCAUGAAGCUGCUGAAGCACCCCCACAUCAUCCGCCUCUACCAGGUGAUGGAGACAGAACGGAUGAUCUAUCUGGUAACAGAAUACGCUAGCGGUGGAGAGAUUUUCGACCACCUGGUGGCUCACGGGCGAAUGGCAGAAAAGGACGCCAGGAAAAAGUUUAAACAAAUUGUGGCAGCGGUUCAUUUCUGCCACUGCCGCAACAUCGUCCACCGAGACCUAAAGGCUGAGAAUCUGCUGUUGGACCACAACCUCAACAUCAAAAUUGCAGACUUUGGGUUCAGUAACCUGUUUUCUCGAGGCCAACUGUUGAAGACAUGGUGCGGCAGCCCUCCAUACGCAGCACCAGAGCUCUUUGAAGGCAAAGAGUAUGAUGGACCUAAAGUAGAUAUAUGGAGCUUAGGUGUGGUGUUGUAUGUUUUGGUGUGUGGCGCCUUACCUUUUGAUGGCAGCACUCUACAAAAUUUGCGGGCCCGUGUCCUCAGUGGCAAGUUCCGCAUCCCCUUCUUCAUGUCCACAGACUGUGAGUACCUGAUCAGACACAUGUUAGUACUGGAGCCCAGCAGACGGUUGACCAUGGAGCAGAUUUGUAAGAACAAGUGGAUGAGACAAGGAGACCCCGACCCAGACUUCGACAGGUUGAUAGCAGAAUGUGAGCAGGUGAAGACGGAAAGAGAAACCGAGCUCAUCAAUGAACAGGUGCUGAUAGCCAUGUCUGAGAUGGGUCUAGACAGAGAGCGGACACUCCAGUCUUUACAAACAGAUGCAUACGAUCACUACAGUGCCAUCUACAGUUUGUUGGCAGACCGCCUCAAGAAACACAAGACGUUGCGUGUUGCUCCACCCACACCACGUUCAGUUAGCUAUCCUCUCAAUGCUGUACAGCAGACAGACCCGCAGGGUAAUCCGGUUAGCAUGACCGUUCCGCAUGUCCAGCUUAUCAACCCAGAGAACCAGAUCGUUGAGCCGGAUGGCAGCAUGGCCCUGGACAGUGAUGAAGGGGAGGAGCCAUCUCCCGAGGCCAUGGCUCGCUACCUAUCAAUGAGACGCCACACUGUGGGGGUUCCAGACCAAAGGACAGAGAUGCAGGAGGAUUUACAAAAACUGCCACCCGGUUUCCCUCGUGGCGUGGUGCCUCAGCCCCCCUUCCCUCCACUGGCCCCCACAAUGGGCCAAAUGCACACCCUUAUGCCCACACAGAGCCUGCAGCCCACACAGCAGCUGGAGUACAAGGAGCAGUCAUUGUUGCAGCCCCCCACCCUGCAGUUGCUCAACGGCAUGGGACCUCUGGGGCGCAGAGCUUCCGAUGGUGGAGCCAACAUUCAGCUACAUGCUCAGCUCCUCAAAAGACCGCGAGGACCCUCGCCUCUUGUAACCAGUCCGGUUGGUCACCCCAUCCCUGCAGUAGCUCCAGUGGAUGAGGAGGGUUCAGAUGGAGAGCCGGACCAAGAAGCAGUGCAGAGGUACCUGGCGAACCGCUCCAAGCGGCACACGACGCACGCUCUCACGAGCACAUCGCAUGGCGAGCCCUCGGCAGAGUCACAACGGCCUCAGGGCCCCCGCCAGAGGGUGGGCUGGGCCCCCGACACACACACCCGAUCCAGCUAUAAGGACUGUAACACUCUUCAUCUCCCCAUGGAGCGCUUUUCACCUGUCAGACGAUUCUCUGAUGGUGCUGCCACCAUCCAGGCCUUCAAGGCUCAUCUAGAGAACAGCAGCCUCAUUAAGCAACUUAAGCAGGAAUGCGAGCAGCUUCAGAAAAUGUAUGCUGCUCAGCAGGAUGAGAGACUCUUGGAGCACACUCAGCAGCAGCAUAUCCUCUACCAGCAAGAGCAACAAAUCCUCCACCAGCAAAUCCAGGGCCUGUCUUUAGGCCAUGGAGAGAGCCAGCCCAGCCACCUAACCCACCAGCUCCAAAGGUUGCGUAUCCAGCCCUCCAGCCCUCCGCCAACACAUCCCAGCAACCACCUCUUCAGACAGCCCAAUCAGAGCCCCCCGCCUGGCACUGCAGGCAUAAUGCAAGGACAUGGAGGGCCAUCAUCAGUACAGUACCAACAUGGUGCACCAUCACUAUACCAGGGCCAGAGUGGAAGCCCCCCUCCCACAGGCUUGCCUCGGGUGUCUCUACCAACCAAUCAGCAGGCAGCAUCUGCCCGCCCCACAGUCCCACUGGCACAGGGAGUCCCUCAACAGCAACAGGUGACCAUUCAAGUACAGGAAGUGGAGCUGGGAGGUGGGGCACAGAGACAGAGCAGCUUUUUGUCCACACCGUGUGGACACAGAGUUCUUGGGAAGCAGCUGAGUGCAGACAAUGCUGAGACACACAGUCGCAGCCUUGGCCGCUUCACAUCGGGCUAUGACCAGGCCCAGUUCAACCCCCACCUCUUUUCUGGCGACGCUGCCUCCCGAGGUGCUUCUGGAGUGGUGGGUUCCUACAGCCCCUACCUGCAGGGCACCUCUCUCAAAGUGCCCGGGCUGGAGGGUUACCAGAGUGGGGCAGUGGCCAGCAGCUAUGGCACCCCCUCCACACUACAGCAGGCCCUGCUCUCUCCAACUCCAAUAGACUACCGUCCCCCACAACAGCACGUCACCCCAACCCUGCAGGGUCUCCUGUCCCCUCGCCAUUCUUUAACAGGCCAUGCCGACCCCAGGCUACCCCCACAGGACUUGGCUGCCCUGCUGAAGAGGCAGAGCCCCCGACCCGGCCCAACCCCCCCAACGCCACCAAGUGGCGCUCCCCAGGAGUAUGGAGAGUUGCUACUACUUCGCCAGCUGAACCAGGGUGAAAGUUUGGAACCACCUGCCCCUCAGGCUGCCCCUGGAGGCCAACACUACCACCACCUCCUCCAAAUCCGAUCUCCAGAGGUCCAGCCACAGCAGCACCCAACCCAGCCACCUUGCCCCAGUUUGCCUCACUCAGAGAGCAUGGAGGAGGAUGAGGUUCCUGCUGGGUACCACCACACACAUGAGGGUCUGCUGGCCAAAGCAGGGGAAGGACAUGAGAUGCUUGGCACUCCCCGGGGGGGAACCCCACCCUACAACUCCCCUUCACACAGGCAUGGCUAUAUGAGAAAUGCUUCAGCAGCUAGAGACUCAGAGCAUGUGGAGUGUCGGCCCCCAGGACAGGCCAUGGAGGUACCUGAUCAUAAUGGGGUGGGCUAUUCGCGAGCACCCCAGGGUGAAGCUUAUAGGUCCCGUGGACAGCUACAGCGCCACCACACCAUCCAGACCUGUGACGAUGCCUAUGAUCAGGCGGAACCCAUGUCUGGGAUGAGCCUAUUGGCUGGGAAAGCCCUCAGCUCUGCUCGCAUGUCAGACAUUCUCAGCCAGACGUCACUGACGGGAAGCCAGCAGCUGCACCAGCGGGAAGACUCGGUGUGUGACGUUGAAGGGGAGCUCCAUGCGGCAGCCUGCUACCCUUCCUCAUGCACCAGUGACAUGCUCCUCAGCUAUAAGCCCCCUGACCUGCAGUACAGCAUGGAGCAGGCUGGGGUUUAGCACAGGAAUGCAUAUAUCCUGUGUACAGCGGUCCAUAUCAGCCAUCCUGAGUUGUGUUGACUUGAGUUGAGCAGCAUCACGCCAAACCACCGUUGUCUGCCCAAGCGGGGCGCUCUACGUCCAUCUGUUUGUCUCCAUCUGUCCCUGGGAGGGCAGUCUGCACGAGAGAGGGGGAGAGUGGGCGGGUGUAGACAUAGAGGGAUGGGGCCACAGGUGGGGUCUCGGGAUUUCAAAGGUCAAAAGUGCCAGCAUUUUCUGCACAGCCAUCCAGCACUCAUCGCCACUGGUUGUCUGCUCUAUUCUCAUCCCAUGUGGAGUACGUCGGGGUUCCACUCCUCCCUCUUUCGAAAAAGCUCAUCCCCUCAGUCCCCCCUCCCCGCCUAAAAAAACCUCCAAAUGUGGCCCACCUGCUGCCCUAACCUGAAUCUCCCCUUUCACCCUUCUUUCACCCUCUGUUAACUGUUGGCAUCCUUCAUUAUGUGCCUCAUUGGCCAAUGCAUUGACAGUCAUUCUCCUAAGAACGUGGAGUCCAACAACACCAAGAAACAUACACACUGUUGCCACAAACCCAAAGUAUUCACAGGAUGCGUGAGUGUGUAUGUGAGCCUGUGUGCUAGAAGAAGGGGUGAGCGGAGCAGAAGGGGUCGUCCACGAGGUUCGGUCUGCUCCUCCCUCUCUCCCCCUCUGCUGUCCUGUGCCGCAGCAGAUCAUUCCGGAGCGGACUAUAAUCUCGGCAGCGGCCCCUUUCAGCUGGGCGGCGGGUGUUGUUUUUUUUUUUUUUUGUUUUGUUUUUUGUUCUUUUUUUUUGGGUCAGGCUCAAACUGGCUAAAAAAACGGCUCUCUCCAAAGAUGGAGCUCAGUGACAUCGCACAGGACAAACCAGCUCUCUCAUUGUUGUUGUUUUUUUUGUUUUUCCUUUUGGUUAUUUGGCAUUCAUUUUUCCUAAUUUUUAUUUUAUUUUAAAAUUCAUUUUUACGGUUAAUGUCCAUGUAGGCAUUACUGUAUGGUCAAUAUUGUUACUCUUAUUGUUAUUACUGUUUUCUGUAAAAGAAGUUUUAUUAUAAUUAAUGAAUUAUUAUUAUUAAAUGAAAAACAGUUCUGUGUUGCAAGGAAGACAGCAUUGUUCUUUAAUUACUUAAGUAAUUCUGCACUUUUGUUUCAAGCUAUCCUCUCUCUGUCUAUUACAACCCCCCCCCCCCCCCCCUGCUGUAACCCUGCUUUUCAACCCUUCCCUUCACCUCAAAUGUCAAACUCUAACUUCUCCUGCCUUUCGUAACACCUCAUUUCCAUCCUCCUUUCUCCUUUUCAUGUCAGUGACAGUGUAUUGCAUUGUGGGUAGUUUUACCGGACAUUUGCUCCUUUCCUUGUACAGUUAUGCCAUGUAUAGAGCGCUAUUGCAAUUUCUGUAUGAACUCUUUUCUUUUUUGUUACUUUUUUGUUUUUGGAUGUUGUUGGGGAGGCUUUUUAUAUUGGUAUUGUUUAUCAUUUGUAUUUUUUGGACGUCUUUAAAAUAUAUAUAUUAUAUAUAUUUUUUUCUUUUUUUUUUUUUUUUCUUUUUUGAGAUUUCUAGCCAAAAGAGGACAGAGAAAAGAGACAGUGCUCUUUCUGUGUCAUAAAAGAUUGUUCUUAUUUGUUUUAAUAUUAUUAUAUCAAGACACUUGAAUAAGAGGAGAGUAAUUAUUUUGUGUUGCUUUUAAAGUAUCAUUUCAAUCGUUGAUGUUGUGACUGUCAUUCUUGUUGAUGUUGGGCUUGUUUCUGUUAAAGGGGUAGUUGUGGCAGGCUAUACAGGGUCAGGCUUUGGGCUUUUGUCUGGGUUGGUUCGGGUGCUACAAAGACUUGACAUUCUAAAAAAAAAAAAAAAAAAAAAAACCAACAAAAAACAAGGGAAUAACUUGUAAAAUAGCUGACAUAUCAUCUCUAACAUCACAAGUGUGGACGGACAAACCCACCCUCUGUUUCUCUCUCCUGCUGCCCUGCCUAUCUGCUGUGAUCCUCCCACCAUCUCUUACAUCAUCGGCCUAUGUUUCUGAUGACGCCUUACGGACACGGCCCUCCUCCCAUGCUACCAUUGUUACUACGGCAACCAAGGAGGAAACUACUACUACUACUACUACUACUACUAAUACUACUACUACUACUACUACUAUUAUACUAUUACUCUGCCCACUUCUGUCCUAGAUUUUGUUUAAAUGAUUUCUUUUCUGCCUUUGCUCUGUCCCCCUCCACCCCCCCACCCCUUAAAGCUUGAAGGGAAAAUCGUAAGAGGUGAUAUUAGUGUUUUUAUGAACAUGGAUGUACGUGGAUCUGGGCCCACCUCCAAACCAUAUAAGGGAAACAUUUCAGGAGAGGAUGGUAGAAAUGGAUUGUUAAAGCGGACUUAAACAGCAGAGGAAUACAAAGGUUGUGGAUGGGGGCAGGGUGUGCCAACCUCAUACACGUCUACCAAGGCCUGGUGCAAAAGCAUUAGCCGCAUGGAGGCUACAGCACACUUUGGACCUCAGCAGCAGCAGAUUGAAAAGAUACCUUAACACCCCCUGUACUUUUUUUUUGUUUUAUUUAUCAUUUCUCGUCCUACAUAUGAUACCCCUGUACUCUGUAUUGGGCUAGCAAAAGACUGUGGUGCAAAAAUCUAAGUUCUGGUUUGAGUUGUAUGUGUUUAUACUCGCCUGGUUUCACAAUGCCCGGCUGUACGGUCAAAAUACUGUAUGUUAUGUACAUCUGAGAACUGUGGCUGGUGUCAUGCAGCGCCCGUGCUUUCCAUUUGAGUCACAUCACUUCCUGUUUACCAACAUUCCCUUUUCCUUGAAUGAAGCUGGCGGGCUUAGCUACGGCGUCCGUCAGUCUGCAGCAGCAAACGGCGAUAGACUUAUGAAACACACUCGAUGCGUUUCUUCCAGAAGAGAGUCUAAUUGGGCAGAAGAAGCUUGUUUCCAUUCCGUAUAGUUGUUCUUUCCAGCUCAUACUCGUUCCUCUGUCAGAUCUUAUUUUCCCUCGUUGACACCUACAGCCCCAAACUGAGAUCUGUUAGAGUGACGGGAGUGCCCCGGUGGGUGUUUACACUGGAAAGGAAGCGGCUGGAUUGGAAGACAAAACGCUAAAAGAUGAAAACAGCAUCGUCUGUUGUUUCCGAUCUUUGUGCAGGAGGGAAAGAGCACAGGCACACAGGAAGAAACGGUUUGGAGUGAAUGGAAAGCAUGCGGAUGGUUUUGAGGUGUAACUGGGAGGAGAGAGCUGCUUCACACUCAUCUUCUGCCUGAUCAGCCCAACUGCCCUUUUUCCGCUCUUCCUUCUUUCUGUCUUAAAUCUUCCAUCCCUCCCUUCUCAGCAAGCCAGCUCUCUACUCCACUCCUGUUUCUUAGAUUUUUUUUUUCCCCAAUUAGUUCAUUUUUGUCCUUUUUAUUAUAAUUUUUUUUUUGUUCUGGUUUUAUGUUAAUUUCCGUUGAGUACAAAAUACUUAAGUGCAACAAUGAUUAAAAAGAAUAUCAACCAAACUGAGAUGAAUAAAUAAAUAUAUAUAAAUAAAGAAAUAA